Erythranthe guttata (spotted monkey flower) is the source of this 3741-nucleotide messenger RNA. RefSeq names its product Tetratricopeptide repeat (TPR)-like superfamily protein. Lineage: Eukaryota; Viridiplantae; Streptophyta; Magnoliopsida; Lamiales; Phrymaceae. Gene Ontology annotation, molecular function: protein binding. The record is from RefSeq and is a predicted model, not a curated record.
AUUUCAUCAAUAUAAAUAGUUAGGGGUAAAUUAGUGUGCCGCCGAAAAGGGGGGAAAAUUUUACAGAGGUGGGUACCGCCGUAGAAUGAGCAAAACGGUGCUCAAAUCUGCUGCUGUUGUAUUUUCUCCGGCGCCAUUCUUCAAUUCAUUCAAACACUUCACCCGAUUCUUCACCACCGACAACUACUUUCUCCAGGGUUUAACAUCCGACCAAGAAAUCAUCACCACCGCCGACUCCAUUGACGCACCACCCCACAAUCAAUUUUCAUCCCGAGACCUCUCGUUUCUCGAGGAAUCCAUUUCCGAUGCGGCCAAAGUUGCCGACUUUGAUUCCGUCAAGUGUUCGUCCGACGCCGUUUCGAUCAUUAACGCCGUCAGGAGCUACAACGACGGUUUGGGGGAGAAAUCCCACAAGUUUCUUAGAGGGUUUAGGGAGAAACUGAACGAGAAUUUGGUGGUUGAUGUGUUGAGGAACGUGCGGAAUGUGGAAUUGGGGGUUAGGUUUUUCAUGUGGGCUGGUGGGCAAAUAGGGUACACUCAUACUACGGCUGUUUUUGAUGCUUUGCUAGAGUUACUGGGCGGUGACGGAUUCACCGAUGAUUUACUUCUCGAGAUCAAGAAGGAUGACUGUGAGGUGUUGGGUAAAUUGCUCAAUGUGCUGAUUCGAAAGUGUUGCAGUAGUGGGAGGUGGAAUUUGGCGUUGGAGGAAUUAGGGAGGCUCAAGGAUUUAGGGUACAAGCCGUCGAGGGCGACGUACAACGCGCUUAUACGCGUGUUCUUAGAGGCGGGGAAAUCCGAUACCGCAUUUCUGCUUCAUAGGGAGAUGUCGGAUUCGGGGUUUAAGAUGGACAUGCGUAUUUUGGGUUUUUUUGUGCAGUUUUUGUGCAGGAUGGGUAAAUGGAGAGAAGCGUUGAGUAUGAUCGAAAAGGAAGAGGUUCGGCCCGAUACUGUAAUGUACACGAAAAUGAUUUCGGGUUUGUGCGAAGCUUCUAUGUUCGAAGAGGCGAUGGAGUUCUUGGAUAGGAUGCGGGCGGAUUCUUGUUUCCCGAAUGUGGUUACGUAUAGGAUUUUGCUAUGUGGGUGUUUGAAUAAAGGGAAGUUAGGUAGGUGUAAGAGAAUUUUGAGUAUGAUGAUUGUCGAAGGUUGUUAUCCUAGUCCGAAGAUAUUUUGUUCUCUUGUUCAUGCUUAUUGCAAAUCGGGGGAUCAUUCGUACGCGUAUAAGUUGUUGAAGAAGAUGGUGGAUUGUGGUCUUAAGCCUGGUUAUGUAGUGUAUAAUAUAAUAAUUGGAAGUAUUUGUGGCAAUGAGGAACAGCUUCCGAGUCCCGAUUUGUUGGAAUUAGCCGAAAACUCUUACAGCGAGAUGGUUGAUUCGAAAAUAGCGUUGAAUAGAGUUAAUGUUAGUAAUUUUACGAGGUGUCUUUGUGGGGCUGGUAAGUACGAGAAAGCAUUUAAUGUGAUUCGUGAAAUGAUGGAAAACGGGUUUAUUCCAGAACCUGGUACGUACAACAAAGUGAUUGGUUUCUUGUGUGAUGCUUCGAAAGUGGAAAAAGCGCUUUUAUUGUUCCAAGAAAUGAAAAAGAAUGGGGUUGUGCCGAAUGUGUACACUUACUCGAUUUUGAUAGAUAGGUUUUGUAAAGCUGGGCUUCUUAAUCAGGCUCGUUCUUGGUUCGAUGAAAUGAUGAGAGAUGGAUGUGCUCCGAAUGUGGUCACGUAUACUGCGAUUAUACAUGCUUAUCUCAAGGCAAGAAAAAUAACCGAUGCUAAUAAGAUUUUCGAGAUGAUGUUGUCUCAAAAUUGCCCUCCAAAUGUCGUCACGUUUACUGCUUUGAUCGAUGGAUACUGCAAAGCGGGUGAUAUUGAAAAGGCAUGCGCGAUUUACGAGAAAAUGAGAGGAAAUACGAACACACACGAUGUGGAUAUUUAUUUCAGAAUAUCUUGUGAUGAUGAUGAUGAUAAUGGUAAUAAUAAAGAGCCGAAUGUGAUUACGUACGGUGCUUUGGUUGAUGGAUUAUGCAAAGUGCAUAGAGUCAGAGAGGCCCGGAACCUUCUAGAAGCAAUGACAGAAAAAGGAUGCGAGCCGAAUCAUGUUGUUUACGAUGCUUUAAUCGACGGAUUGUGCAAGGUUGGAAAGCUGGACGAAGCACAGGAAGUGUUUGCUAAAAUGUCUGAGAGAGGGUACAGUCCGAAUGUUUAUACUUACAGCUCGUUAAUCGACAGGUUGUUUAAAGAUAAAAGACUCGAUCUUGCUCUAAAAGUGUUGGCUAAGAUGCUGGAAUAUUCCUGCCCGCCUAAUGUUGUUAUUUAUACGGAGAUGGUUGAUGGGCUUUGUAAAGUUGGGAAAACGAGCGAAGCAUAUAAGCUUAUGUUGAUGAUGGAAGAAAAGGGUUGUAACCCUAAUGUUGUAACAUAUACUGCUAUGAUAGAUGGAUUUGGAAAAACGGGAAAAGUGGAUAAGAGCAUCGAACUUUUCGAGGAGAUGAUUACCAAAGGGUGUGCGCCUAAUUUUAUUACGUAUAGAGUCUUGAUAAAUCAUUGCUGUAAUAACGGGCGAUUGGACGAGGCUUAUGGGUUUUUGGAGGAGAUGAAGCAAACUCAUUGGCCGACUCAUUUGGCGAACUAUAAAAAAGUAGUCGAAGGGUUCAGCAAGGAGUUUAUAUCGAGUCUUGAAUUAGUCGGUGAAAUGGGUGAAAAUGAUUCGGUGCCGUUUGUUUCGGUUUACAAGGUUUUGAUCGAUAGUUUUCAGAGGGCUGGAAAUUUGGACAAGGCUUUGGCGCUGUAUAAAGAGUUUUCGUCGCUGUCGCUAGCUUCGUCCAGUGACAAGAAAGUGUGUUGUUCUUUAAUUGAGAGCCUUUCGGCUUCGGGCAGAAUCGACGAGGCGUUUGAGUUGUAUUCGGAAAUUGUCGGGAAAGGUGAAGUUCUUGAGUUUGGUGUGUUUGUUGAUUUGAUUAAAGGGCUUUUAAAAGUUGGUAGAUGGGAAGAUGCGUUUGUGCUUUCGGAAAGAUUAUGUUACAUGGAUAUCCAGUGGUUAUCAAAUGAAUAUACACCAGAGAAAAGCUAGAGCGGGUUUUUACGUUUUUGUCCUCAGUCGACAAUUUGGAUCACGGAGCCUUGUUAGUCGUUGCAUUUGUCCCACAUCGUCAAUUUGUUGGGAUUUUUACUGUGCUUUUAUGGAGAUGCACAAAUAUUGUAACUGCGUCAGUAUUUGUCCAAUCCAGGUAUAGUAAUUUAAAUGGACAAUUUAUGCCUCCUUCUCAGUCAACAAAUGAUGUUGUUCGUAUUAGGGUGAAUUUUUUGCUAGCUGGAGAUAAAUCGAGAAAGCUUGAAGAUUUAAUGAUGAGCAUAAUUGCUUGAAGGCAAAAAACGGGCAAAAAAGAAUGCCGAGUGCAGAUGAUUAAAAUGGUUAUGUGGAAGCUAUAAUAUAAAAAAAAUGACAGUGAAUAAAACAGCCAACAAGAUGCUGAAAUGAUUGCUAAGAAGAACCUCACGAGUUUGCUCGAUUUCUGAAGUUAUCCUGCGUGUGAUGGUACUGCAGUCAUUUGGUGAAGAUCAUGUCUCGACCAAUCAUAGCCCAUGCAAGGAAGUAAAGUUCGACCGGAGCUUGUAGAAGAAGUAUGUAUAAAUCAAUUAAAUCAAUUAUUUGUCAUUAUUUUUUUGUAUGUGAUUUAUAACUAUGAAGAUGAGUGCAAGAAUAAUUACGAUAGUGAUGAUGAUGAUGAUAAUGAUAUUUUUCGAGUUUACGUU